AUGAUAGAAAGGCACAGGCUGCUAGAGAUCACAGAAGGCUCAGAGUUUCUCAGGCUGCAGGUGGAAGGAGGUGGAUGCUCUGGAUUCCAGUACAAGUUUUCCUUGGACACAGUUAUCAAUCCUGAUGACAGGGUGUUUGAACAAGGUGGUGCCCGUGUGGUCGUGGAUGUGGACAGCCUGGCCUUCGUGAAAGGUUCCAUGGUGGACUUCAGCCAGGAGCUGAUUCGUAGCUCCUUCCAGGUGGUGAGCAACCCCCAGGCAGAGAAGGGUUGCUCAUGUGGGACUUCCUUCUCUGUCAAAUUCUGACUGGACUUCCCAUGGAUGGACACUGUCUGCAGACACUUCCUGUCAGUCUUCAGAAGGUUUUUGCUUGUUCUUUUCCCAGCUGCUCCCUCUCAUCUCCCUUACCCUGUAACACAGCCGUUACACAUGACUCCAGCUGUGUGUGUGUGUCUGCACUGAGCCUAUCUCCAAGAUUUGUUGGCCUUCCCUUCAGAGACAUGAAGUAGCUGUGAGCACACACAUGGGAGCAUCUUCAGCGCCUCGUGAACCACCAGCCAGGUGGUGCUGACUCACCUACCCUGUCCUGAAUGUGGAACCACUUAACUGCUUGUCUCUGCAAGAGAUGGCUGUAUAUAUAUGUGUGUGUGUGUUUAUUGAAAGUUCUUACUAAAACAAAGUCUAUCGAUUGGUAUUGCUCGUGCAUUCCCACAUAGGUAGAAUCUGGGUUCUUUCAGGCUACCGUUGCUUACCCCUUGUCUUCCAGCUGAAUGGGACUCGGAGUCUCUCUCCCGUACACCUCCCAGUGUUGCUGGCUCUCUGCUCCCCAACUCACAGUGGGCUUUUCCAGAUACUUUGCUGUUCUCUUACCCAGCAGGCUUCUCUCAGUCCCAGGAACCUACAGUGGUUUUGCUGUCAGUCCCUGGGAUGAAAGUUUUUCCUUGUUCAGAGUAAGUGAAGCUAAAAAAUUGAGGUAAGAAGAAUUAAUAGCUUAUUUCUUUUUAUUUAAAAAAAGAAAAAGCUUGUAUAUAUAUAAAAAUAAAAUACAUGGUCUUCCAUCCCCCAGUGCUAUUUUAGGCUGUUCCUAAAACUGACUUGGAGUUGUAGGUCAUACAGACUCUCAGAUUUCAUAGUGUGUCUGCUGCCUUCCCUUGCCAGCAGCAAGGGAAGUUCAGGUGACACAGGCAGAGGAGGAUCUGGAGUACUACUUUACGGUCCUCAAGUCCUUUUGACUUAGUUGUCUGAGAAUCUUUUCCAUAACUUGCUUCACCAUUUAAUCUCUGUCUAACUUGUGCCUGAUUUGAUGAAAGAAUGAAAUAGCUCCUUUCCUUUCUGAAACUCCCAUGGAAUGGGAAAAUCUAGAAGUUUCCAGAAUAACAUCCUUUUGAUUA
Molecule: messenger RNA, 1391 nt
Organism: Pygoscelis adeliae (Adelie penguin)
Lineage: Eukaryota; Metazoa; Chordata; Aves; Sphenisciformes; Spheniscidae
Gene: ISCA2
Product: iron-sulfur cluster assembly 2
Exons: 3
Coding region: 1-306 (101 amino acids)
Biological process (GO): iron-sulfur cluster assembly
Cellular component (GO): mitochondrion
Molecular function (GO): 2 iron, 2 sulfur cluster binding; 4 iron, 4 sulfur cluster binding; iron ion binding
Source: RefSeq, a predicted model, not a curated record